This is a messenger RNA of Solanum verrucosum, 2894 nucleotides long. Its product is annotated as nucleobase-ascorbate transporter 11. Gene Ontology annotation, biological process: transmembrane transport. Gene Ontology annotation, molecular function: transmembrane transporter activity. Gene Ontology annotation, cellular component: plasma membrane. Bases 480 to 2765 code for a protein of 761 amino acids. Lineage: Eukaryota; Viridiplantae; Streptophyta; Magnoliopsida; Solanales; Solanaceae. The transcript is spliced from 10 exons. The record is from RefSeq and is a predicted model, not a curated record.
AGUUUUUUGAGCUCUUACUGGCUAAGCAGUAGCCAUUAAUGGUUUGAAAGAGCUCAGAAAAAUCAUGUUAACUUCACUCUGACAACCCCAUUAGUGCAUUAUUAGAAACUUCAGUUCUUUUUUUGCUUAAAGAUUUGUUCUUUUUUUGUUUUUGGGUUGUGGGGGUGAGAGAAACAGAGGAAAGAAUUGAUUUUGUUGGUGUUUUAUUGACACCUUUUUAUUGCAUUAUCAGAAACUUCAGUUCUUUGCUUUAAAGAUUUGUUCUUUACUUGUUUUUGUGCAGUGGGGGUGGGUGAAACAAAAGAAUGAUUUGAUUUUGUUGGUGUUUUAUUGACACCCUUUUAUUGCAUUAGUUGAAACUUCAGUUCUUUGCUUUGAAGAUUUGGUCUUUUCUUGUUAGUGUAGUGGGGGUGAGAGAAACAGAAGAAAGAAUUGAUUUUGUUGGUGUUUUCUUGAUACCCAUUUGAGGAAAUAGUGAAAUGGAAGGUGGGUCAAACUCAGAAAUGAAAGGAAGAAUGGAGAGGCAAAAGGGGGUAAAUCCAAAGAUUGAGCCUUUUGUACCAAAGAAAGGUUAUGAUCCUAGAGAGUUGAAAUCUUGGGCUAAGAGGACUGGUUUUGUGUCAACAACUUUUUCUGGUGAGACUGAAAGAGGUGGUGGUCAUAGUAGGAGGGAUUUUGAUAAUGGUAGAGAUCUGAAUGUGAGUAGUAAUGAGAAUGUUGGAUUUGAUUUGGAAAGAGGGGUUGAUAAAACUGAAACUGUAUCUCCAAAGAUUGAGCUUGAUCCUAUUUUAGGAAGGGCAAGGAAUAGAGGGGUUGAAAUUGAGCCAAUUUCGGGGUCUACCGACCAGGGUUUGAGAAAUGGAAGAGGAAGAGGAAGAGGUGAAAAUCUUGGGAGGAGAACUGAGAUGGAGCCUAUUUUGAGAGGUCAUAAUGAGGAGAGGAAAGAUGCUAGGAAUGAGAAUGGCAAUGAUGGUAAUAGUGCUAAUGGAGCUGUUAAUGGGAGUGGGAAUGGACACAUAGCUCAAGCAGCUACUCCAGUUACAGAAGUACCAAGGAAGGAUGAUGGCAAUGUGGAUGAAGAAGUGGGAAUGGGCGUAUAUCCCGAUGGUGAGGAUCCUAGUUAUGGAGGGUGGCAUCAGUCUCCGCGGAUGAAAUGUGGAUUAAGGGAAAAUCCGGGUGUUGUGCCUCUUAUGUUCUAUGGGUUGCAGCACUAUUUGUCAUUGGCUGGUUCACUUAUUUUUAUCCCUCUGAUUACUGUUCCCACCAUGGGUGGAAGUGAUAAAGACACUGCCGAUGUGGUUUCCACAAUGCUGCUAGUGUCUGGCCUUACCACAAUACUGCACUCAUAUUUUGGCACCCGUCUGCCAUUAGUUCAAGGGAGUUCAUUUGUAUAUUUGGCUCCUGCAUUAGUUAUCAUGAAUUCUGAGGAGUACCGGAAUCUUGCUGAUCAUAAAUUUAGGUACAUAAUGAGGGAGUUACAAGGAGCUAUAAUUGUUGGAUCAAUUUUCCAGAGCUUCUUGGGUUACAGUGGCUUGAUGUCCAUUUUUCUGCGGUUAGUAAAUCCCGUUGUGGUCGCACCAACAGUAGCUGCAGUGGGUUUAGCAUUUUUUAGCUAUGGCUUUCCACAAGCUGGUAGUUGUGUAGAAAUCAGCCUUCCUCAGAUACUGCUUAUCCUUAUUUUUACCUUGUACCUUGGAGGAAUAUCCAUUUUUGGUUACCGAGUGUUUCGUAUAUAUGCUGUCCCUGUUAGUGUUAUGAUUAUUUGGGCGUAUGCGUUUUUCCUGACAGCUGGUGGUGCAUAUAACUUCAAGGGUUGUAGCCCCGACAUACCAAACUCCAACAUCCUUAUCGAUGCUUGUCAAAAGCAUGCAGAUACAAUGAGGCAUUGUAGGACUGAUGUCUCCAAUGCUAUGAGAACUGCUGCCUGGGUCAGGAUUCCUUACCCUUUGCAAUGGGGUAUACCGACCUUUCGGUUACGGACUUCAAUCAUUAUGGUUAUUGUGUCGCUAGUUGCUUCCAUUGACUCGAUUGGGAGUUAUCACUCCGCCGCAAUACGAAUCAAUUUGAAACCCCCAAGCCCAGGUAUAGUCAGCAGGGGGAUUGGUCUGGAAGGUUUCUGUAGUGUAUUGGCUGGACUUUGGGGAACGGGUACUGGGGCAACAACUUUGACAGAGAAUGUACACACGAUCAAUGCAACGAAAGUAGCAAACCGAAGGGCUGUACAGCUUGGAGCAGCACUUUUAAUCCUAUUCUCCUUUGUAGGUAAAAUUGGUGCUAUUCUUGCUUCUAUACCACAAGCAUUAGCAGCUGCAGUACUAUGCUUCACAUGGGCUCUUAUUGUUACUCUCGGUCUAUCAACAUUGCAAUAUACACAAAAUGCAAGUUCCCGAAACAUUAUAAUUGUUGGUGUAUCCUUGUUCUUUGGUUUGUCGGUCCCCGCUUAUUUUCAGCAGUAUGCACCAGAGACCGGCCUAAUCUUGCCUGGCUAUCUAAUUCCUUAUGCAGCAGCAUCCAAUGGACCAGUACAUACCGGGAAUGCACAAUUCAAUUUUUCAAUGAAUGCACUUCUGUCCUUGAACAUGGUGGUCACACUAUUAGUGGCAUUCGUAUUAGACAACACCGUCCCUGGAAGCAGACAAGAACGAGGAGUGUACGUUUGGUCAAAGGCUGAAGACAUUAUGACAGAUCCUUCUUCCCUGUUAGACUACUCGUUACCGAGUACAGUAGCAAGGUGUUUCCACUGGGCUAAAUGUGUCGGCACAUGACGAAAUGCAAAAGAAAAAACUUGUUUUUGCUUCAUGCCAAACUUCAGGGAAGAAACUUAUUGUUAUUCAAAGCAUAGCUUAGAAAGAGUAUAGCUAAAAUAGGUGAAAGGUACAUACAUAUUUUACCAA